AUGUGUAUACUCUGCGUAGUGCAGAAGUGGUCCCGUCGGGCUAUUGGCAUGUUACCGUGGCUGGUGAUUCCCUUCAUCGUGUUAUGGGCGCUCUCCCAGCUUUUCUCACCUGAUCUCCGUUUCGAGAUCACGUCCCCACGCUUGGCUUGCGUGGUGGUUCUCCUCGGUACCAUCUUCUGGUAUGAGAUUCUCUUGCCUCACUUGUCUGUCUAUCGAGCACGGAGGUGCGCACGGAUCCGGGAGCAGCAGCUGAGCUUCGCCAUUGAGCUGCAGAAGCUCCGGAAGACGGCCACACGGCGGUGCCGCAACUGCCUCACACCUUACCGGGACCAGAAGCCCGGAGGCGGUAAGUUCAUGUGUUCGUAUUGCGGGCACGUAUCCAAGAGACCUAUCCUAGACAUUCCGGGGCCUCCUGGUAGUUCAGGGAUCCUCAGUAACCUUAUCAGAAAGAGUGGCUGGUUUUUCAAUCUUGAUUGUCCUGCACUGGGUCGUGGGAAUUGGGAUGGGCAUGUGAACCCAGCCCCACGCCAUUGGGUGAAUGGUGGACAUGAACAAAGUUCCGAAGAGGAGACGUGUUCGCGGGCUGCCAUCUUCAUCUGGAAACUUCUUUCUUCAGUUUUUUAUCUGACGAGGCAGUUCUAUCGAAGGUUUCUCAAAUUUGGUUCUCCCGUUGAAGAUGGGUCUUUGGACACAGAGCACGAAGGAUCAUCAAAAGAAGGUGAACAUGUUUGCCAAGAGAGCAAGGGAGAGAAAGCAAGGAGGAAAGCCGAAGAAAGAAGGCUGGCUAGAUUGGAAAAGGAAAUGUUAGAAGAAGAAGAGAGAAAACAAAGGGAAGAAGUUGCUAGAUUAAUAGACGAAAGGAGGAAGCUUAGGGAUAUAAAAGUGGAAGCUGAGAAAGAGAGUUUGAAGCCCUUGGCGUUAGAUGGGUCAAGGGAUGGGAGAAAAGAAGAAUCCGAUAAGAGGAGACGAGAUAGAAAGAAGGAGAAAGACAAGAACUCUAGUAAAAGUAACUCUGAUGGGGAAGAUAACGAUAGCAGGGGGAAAAAGGAAACCGAAAAGAAACGUGAGUUCGCGAGAAAGAAUGACAAUGAAAGGCAGGAAUUGUGUAGAAUCCAGAGAGUGAAUGCAGAAGUUGUAAGUAGUGUAAUGGGUGUGGCGAAUAAAUCCAAGUCGUUUGAUCGUAUGAAAGGAACUUCUUUAUUUUCAUCUAGAGGUACUAAUGGAUGGACACUAUUUGGGAAGAAUUCCCACGCUGCUUCUGUCCUUGCUAGCAAAUCGAAUAAGCCUGUUGUUGGCUCUGCGGACAAGGUGCAAUGGAAGGAGAGCUGUUCUGUGGGGCAUGUUAUUGGAAAGCCUUCACUAGAUGGAGAUGCUAAAACCUCCAGAAGCACUGGCGCUCGGCCUGUAAGCCCUCUUUCUUUCGAAUUUUCCUAUCUAUGCUUUGAAUUCAUUUAUGUCUCGUAUGGUAAAUAAACCUCUCACAUUAUCUGAAAAAUAAAUGCAUUUAUUUUUUGCUGUGUUAUUCAUGGGAAAAACAUUUACCAGGUUGCUCCGGAUCUAAAUCAAGCGAGCAUUCCAAAAAAGUCAUGGCAUCAGUUAUUUACCCGCCCUUUGGCACUUUCAUCAUCAUCUGACGAAAAUUUUGCAAAGAAACUUGAUGGUAUACCAGAAGCUAAAAUUUCAGAUUCGGCGGAUCAUAAACUGCCAAGUCAUCCUUCACUUAAUCAGAUGCAGUGUGAACAGUCAUUGGCCUGCACCAACGAUCCAUCAGCGAAUGGUGCUUUGGCCAGUGAUUCAUCUUCUCUCACAAUUUACAAAUCCAGAGUUCCUCUUGCUGGAGAGUUGGGACAUAACUUUGGUACAGAGGAAGCAGAACUGUUUCAAGAUCCGUGCUUUGUUCCCGACCCUACCUCCCUGAUUGGGCCUGUUUCAGAGUCACUGGACGAUUUUUUAUCGGACCCAGGACUUGAUUUUAAAGACGAUCUUCUAUCAGAUCCAUCUCAUAUUCUGAGAAGAGUAUGUGACUCGUCUGAUGUGAAGAAGCCUUCUCCAAUUGAGUCACCUAUGUCAAGAUUGUGGAUGUCCAGAGAAAGGCACAUUGGUUCUGGUUCUUGCAGCCCAAGAUCGCAGGAUCAAAGUGCUUUGCCUGACAAUGAAUACAAUAAUGUUAGUGAGCAGGGAACAUGGCAGAUGUGGAGUUCUUCUCUGUGCAAAGAUGGACUGGAUUUGGUCGGGGGCCCUGCAAGCUGGCUUUCAGCCCUGGAGCAGAAUAGAGUUACUCCGGACAUAAUCACUCGUCCACCAGCUGAGAACCCCAUUGCGACUCUUGGUGUGAUGGAGAAGAAUAUCCUGAGGAGCACAUUUAAACAUUCUGACAAUGUCUGCAUCAGAAACCCCGGGGAUGAUGGAAUGGUGAGUCCAUUCACCGCAAAUGAUCCGUGGUCUUCCCCGUUGCACCCUUUUCCAGGUGACGGGGAAAACCAUUUUCCUCACCUCAGAUUCCACAGUGGUACUGCUCAGAAGGAGGAAACGUGUAGAAGUCAAAACGUAUAUACUUCCGGUCUGCCACUGGAUCAAUCGCAAGCUUACUACUGUUCCGGGUAAGUACGAAGGCAUGCCUUCUAGAAUGCUUUUUAGAUUUGUAGGCUUCUUUGAUUCGAUUCCCGCAUGUGGUGUUUUUCUAUCUUCUCUUUAUGAUUCAAAUGUUUGUCUCUCCCAACUCCUUGGCGUCUUUAUUUUCUGUUCUCACCAUUGAUGGUGAGGCGAAGACGGCCUGUUUGAUAUUCCUGUGGGUGCCUACGAAGAUGAUUUAUGUUUUUUUCUGCUCACCUGCUGUGCCGUUUCAAUUUUUUUUUUUUUUUUUGGGAACAAUAUUUUGUCCAAGAUUCUUUGGAAAGAAUUGAAUGCCUUAAGAAAAUGUGGUUAGAGACUCUGACGAUAGCUUUCGUUGAGAAAGGUCUGAGGCCCAAGGGCAUAUUCCAUCUGAUCCCUGACAGGCGCUUUUGGAACCAUGUUCAAAUUUAUUUGUGUGUGUGUGCUGUGGAAUGGAUACGGUGCUUUAUAUGAUGCUUCUUUACAUUGUGCUCGUUUGGUUUCUGGCUCUCUGGAAGAUGGACGAUGGUGAGGCGUCACCCGGGCGUUAUUACUUAGCAUAUCUAGUACAGUCAAUUAUACCAAUUAUCUCUUCCUCAUUAGGUCAAUGCUGCUUGGGAGGAUCAUCUCUAAUGAGCACCCCAGUGUUGAUUCAAUGCGAUCAUCUCCUUGGCACCUGCUGAUCCUUCUGACGAUCUUUUACACAUCCAGCCUCCGAUCUUUCUAGUUCAGUAGCUUCAACCCUGCUAAGAUUCUUCUCUGCUGUUUUCUGUAGGGAUUGGGUCAUUCCUGGUGGGACGAAUGCUGGGAUCUCUUACCCUGUUAGGCCACCACACCUGCCAGGGCAGAUGUGCAGUCACUCUGGCCUCUCAGUUGACAGCAGAGAACAUGAAAACAUCUAUGGGCGGUGGUGA
Spirodela intermedia is the source of this 3506-nucleotide messenger RNA. The record is from the annotation of a GenBank genome assembly. NCBI's taxonomy places the organism in Eukaryota, Viridiplantae, Streptophyta, Magnoliopsida, Alismatales, Araceae.